This is a messenger RNA of Carassius gibelio (silver crucian carp), 3552 nucleotides long. Its product is annotated as ubiquitin carboxyl-terminal hydrolase 5-like. Gene Ontology annotation, molecular function: protein binding; cysteine-type deubiquitinase activity. Gene Ontology annotation, biological process: protein deubiquitination. NCBI's taxonomy places the organism in Eukaryota, Metazoa, Chordata, Actinopteri, Cypriniformes, Cyprinidae. The record is from RefSeq and is a predicted model, not a curated record. The transcript has 14 exons. Bases 949 to 2628 code for a protein of 559 amino acids.
AAUGAUUGUCAGUGUUGUGGAGUAACUAUUUACAUGUAACGGAAUCACGUAAUUGGGUUUAUACAUAUGCUUUUUUUUUAAGGUUAACUAUUAGAUGCCUGAGUUUCCUGUCAUAGCUAUGCAAAGAUUUGAUUUCAUUCAACAAUAUCAUAUCUAUUAAAACAUUUCUUGUCAUGGUUUUAAAUCUCUAUUUAACCUCAGAAUGAUGUCAAAAUAAAAAAGUGCUAAAGUCUGUUUUUGUGAAAGAUAAAUUACAAAAAAUAUUAUAAUCCUAUUUUAAAUGAUGUAGAAUUCUGAAAGUCUGACAGUAACAGUUGUUGAGUACAACUGUUAGGUUGAGCCUGCCUGAAAAUAAAAAAAAUGAUUAUCAAUUGAAAACAUUCAUUGAAAUUUAGAAAAUUAAUCAAAAAGUAAUCAAAUGUAAUCAGUUACAUUAAAGUAAGUGAAAUAGCUACAUGUUACAUUUUAAAUAGGGUAACCUUAAAUGUGUUAGCUAUAACAUUUCCAAAGUCACCUUCCGAACACUGAUGAUUGUACAUGUUUUUGCAAAUAAAAUGGUAUGAUGACAAAUUAAUGUGUUACUUGUCUACAAGUUUUGCUUACCCAAAAUGUAAGUUAGUAAAGCAGUCUCUCAUUGACUCUCUCCCUGAAACACUUUGUAAAGUUUGCUCAGUGGCAGUGAAAAAUGCACUCAUUGAAGUAAAUCGGUGUCUUGUCUACAGUUCAGUCAAGUACAGUACCUGUUAUAAUUAAGAUGCUGUUCUCCCUGUGGUCUUCUUUAAGAGGUAUAAGGAUGAAAGAACCUGAGAUACUUUGAUCUCCUGAGAAACAGACAAUACAAACAUACACAGGCAUCUUUCUUUCUUUCUUUCUUUCUUUUUCUUUCUUUCAGUGGCUGGAAGUGCGAGGUCUGUGACCUACAGCAAAAUCUGUGGAUGAAUCUGAGAGAUGGAAAGAUUUUUUGUGGGCGGAGAUAUUUUAAUGGCUCAGGGGGGAAUAAUCAUGCCCUCCUGUACUACCAGUAGAGUGGGGCUCACCGGGAUGAAGAACCUGGGAAACAGCUGCAACCUCAACUCCAUCAUGCAAGUGCUCUUCACCAUCCCAGACUUCCAGACCAAAUACGUUUCCAACAUCGAAAAGAUCUUUAAUGAGGCGCCCAGUGACCCUACCCAGGAUUUUAAGACUCAAGUAGCAAAGCUGGGUUAUGGCCUUCUUUCUGGAGAGUACUCUAAGCCGGCCCCUGACCCCGGAGAUGACCCCAGUACCUCCACUGAACCCAGGGGAGACCAGGUUGGCAUAGCACCUCGCAUGUUCAAAGCUCUGGUGGGACGAGGCCACCCUGAGUUCUCUACCAAUCGGCAACAGGAUGCGCAGGAGUUUCUUCUUCACUUUAUAAAUAUGGUGGAGAGGAACUGUCGUUCAGGCAUGAAUCCCUCAGAAGCUUUCCGCUUCCUAGUGGAGGAGAAGAUCGUAUGCCAGCAGUCACAAAAGGCCAAAUAUACCCAGCGAGUGGACUACAUGGUCCAGCUGCCUGUUCCCAUGGACCAGGCCACUAAUAUGGAGGAGCUACAAGAAGCAGAGCGUUGCAGAGAGGAGGCGGAGUCAUCUGGAGCCCCUCCCCCUGCCGCACCACGUGCUCAGAUCCCAUUUGCUGUCUGUUUGGCUGCUCUUAGCGAACCGGAAACUCUCACAGAUUUCUGGAGCUCUGCAGUACAAGCCAAAACCACUGCCACAAAGAUCACUCGCUUUGCUUCAUUUCCUGACCAUCUUGUCAUCCAAAUUAAGAAAUUCACUUUUGGCCUCGAUUGGGUUCCUAAAAAACUAGAUGUGAGCAUUGACGUUCCUGACACGCUGGAUCUGAGCUCGCUCCGUGCUAUGGGACAGCAGCCAGGGGAGGAGCUUCUGCCAGAGGUGGCUCCACCUCCUCUCAUGACCCCUGAUGUGGAGGUUAAAGGUAUCCUGGGUUCCCAGGGCAACGAGGAGGACGACUCCCUCUACUCCCCACUGCUGUCUCCGGUGUUGGAUGACUCCACAGUGUCUCAGCUGUGUGAGAUGGGUUUUCCUCUGGAGGCCUGCAGGAAGGCCGUGUACUACACAGGCAACACUGGCAUCGAUGCUGCUAUGAACUGGGUGAUGGGACACAUGGAAGACCCUGAUUUCUCGGCACCUUUAGUGUAUCCUGGAUCAAGUUCUGCUCCUGGCACCACACCCACAGAGAGUCUACCUAAGGAACAUCUAGCAACUAUUAUUUCUAUGGGAUUCAGCCGAGACCAGGCCACUCGCGCUCUCAGAGCUACGAAUAAUGUUCUGGAGCGAGCCGUGGAUUGGAUCUUCUCUCAUCUGGAUGAUCUGGAGUCCAUGGAUGUGUCUGAAGGUGGGCGCUCAGAGGGAGGAAGUGAAGCCAGUCGCGAACCUCCUCCAGGACCGCGUGUCCGUGACGGACCAGGAAAGUAUGAGCUUUUUGCGUUCAUCAGUCACAUGGGAACGAGCACAAUGUGUGGUCAUUAUGUCUGCCACAUCAAGAAGGACCAACAGUGGGUAAUCUUUAAUGAUCAGAAAGUUUGUGCCUCUGAGAAACCACCUAAGGACCUGGGCUACCUGUACUUUUACAGAAGAGUGGUUGAAUAGAGUAAACUAGAAUAGCGUUUCCCUCUCACACACACGCACACACACACUCCUCUGUAUCUGAUCUACUGAAACAGUAGGGCCAGACUCCUGCUUCUAAACUGACGCACCAUUUAAUAAGUCAAAGCACUUCUCAGUCAAAUAUAUUCACUACCAAGAGAACUGUAAUGAAGACAGAAGGGGAAAAAUGAGAUGUAAGAUGUGAAGAUUCGUGUUCUUACUCAAAACGCCUUGUUGUUCAACGCCUUACCACACACACACACACACUCUCUUUAGUCUCUUUCGUGCCUCCCCCUGAUUGGAUAGUGGCUAUUGUGACAUCAUCGCUUUUAGAGCUAAGCUCCUCCUUCCUUUGUGUUUCAGAAUGUUUUUGCAAAUGUUUAAUGGCAAGUAAAUGUCACUAAAUCACAAAAAAAAAAAAAAAACGGUCAAACGUUAUAAAUUGGAUUUUUAAAUGUAAAAAAAAAUAUGAAUGCAAAAGGUGUUGUGCAGUUUCACUUUUCCCCUUGUUUUGUUCUCCUUUUUUUGGGGGGGGGGGGGGGGGAUAAUUCCUUUUGCUUUAAAAUAAUAAAAAAGUGGCUUCUGCUUUUGACUCUGUGUAUUAAUUAUGUGUGUGUAUUAAGGAACUUUCUGCCUAAUGCAGUGUCAGCAUUAAUAAACAUGUUUAUUACAGAAAGUAACGUGAAUGCACUGGCAAUACUGAAAGUGGAAAGAGUAAAAAAGUAUUGAUAAAUGUAAAAACAUGAAACUCUUCAUUUAUCUGGUAAACAGCGUGAGGUUAAAGUUUCAUGAUGUUUGACUGCUGAUGAGAUUUGGUUCAGGUUUUGGUGUCGACUGGUUUCCCGCACACGAUAGUUUUUACCAGUUGGACUAAAUGCGCAGAACUUGCCUCAAACUUUAUCAACAAACAUAAAACAGCAUCCAAAC